AUGGCAGGCUACACUGUAGGCCAAAUUGUUUCAUUGCCCGACAAUCGACGUGCCAUUAUUCGCUUUAUCGGAAAGACACAUUUUGCUCCUGAGGAGUGGAUUGGAAUUGAACUUGAAGAGCCGACAGGAAAAAACGAUGGCGCUAUCCAGGGAGAGCGCUACUUCGACUGCGAGCAAAACUAUGGAAUGUUUAUCCGUCCCAAAGCAGUGACAGCGAUACUCGAGCAGCCAAAGAAGGACGAUUCGAAGCCGGGUCCCACGCCUGCCCAGCGGCCCGUCGACAUCAGAGGAAGAGCAUCCAGCACUACAGCAGCGGCCGGCAUUAAAGCAAGGAGAGCAAGCGUGGUAUCCAUGAAAAGGCAAAGCUCGAAUACCUCUAGUCCAUCACCCAUCCCUAAAUCAACAGUGCCUAGCCGGACUCUGAGGUCUCCUACGAAGUCGCCCGUAAAACAGUUAUCAGAAAGAUCUAUCACCGCUCCCCGAACGACCUCGGCAUCCAAACCCCCUUUACCCUCCGCCAAAACUAGAUCCUCCGUAUCAAAUCGUGCCUCAAUACCGCCUCUGACUCCUGCUACUACAACCGUAAAGAGUCAGCGACAGCCAGCAAUAACCACGCCCAACAGGAUAUCCAGGCUCGGACUUCAGCCACGGCCAGGACAAGCCACGACCAGAAGGGCAUCCCCGAAACUAGCGGGUGUUGCUUCAGAUAGCUCGGGAAGCCCUGCAAGUGAACUAAACGAUGCUUCUGUAAGAAUCAAUUCUUCAUAUCUUCAACCACAAGAUGGGUCUCCCCAUUCCACUGGCGUCUCGCGAGCGUCUCUGUCACCCACCGCUCCUCGGCAAGUAACACCCAAUAAUGGUUCGACCGUCAAAGAGUUAGAGGAUCUAAAAGCAAAGUACCAUCUCUUGGAAAAGAAACGAGCAGAGGAUAGGGAGAAAAUGAAAGGACUGGAAACAAUACAAGCUGAAAAGGAGAAGUACGAGGGGAUAAUACAGAAACUUCAAGCGAAAUACCAGCCCCAACAACAAGAAAUCGUGCACCUUCGCAAACAGCUCAAAGAGGCGGAGGCAAGAGUAGGAGAAAUCGAAAGACUUCAAGCUGAAAAUGAUUCUAUUCUGGAGAUGGCGACUUUGGAUCGAGAAAUGGCGGAAGAAGUUUCAGAAGCUGUCAAAGCCGAAUAUGAGGCAUUAAAAAUUAAAGCAGAGGAAUUAGAGCUAGAAAUAGAUAUUCUCAGGGAAGAAAACCAGGAGCUAGGUCAAGUUACUGGCCCGGAAGAACGGUCAAGCCAAGGAUGGUUACAGAUGGAAAGAACCAACGAGAGACUCAAAGAAGCCUUGAUCCGCCUUCGUGAUAUGACACAACAGCAAGAAGCAGACUUGAAAAGCCAAAUAAAAGAGCUCGAAGAAGACUUGGAAGGCUAUAAUACGCUGAAAGCCAAGUUUGAACGAACAAUGGAACAGCUUGUGACUACUGAAGCGAAUAUGGAAGAGCUAAAGCAACAAAUAGAAGCAUUAGGUGCCGAAGAGAUGAUAGAAGAGCUUUCGGAGAAAAACAUGCAUUACCAGGAACAGAUUGGUGAACUAAAAGCUACCAUAGAAGAUUUAGAGAGCCUAAAAGAGCUAAGCGAUGAGCUUGAAGCUACUCACCUGGAGACUGAAAAGCAACUUCAAGAAGAGAUUGAUUACAGGGAUGGCGUUUAUCUUGAACAAAGUCGCAAGCUCGCCCACCAAGAUGAGGUCAUUGAGGAUUUGGAGUAUACCUUAUCGAAAUUCAGAGAGUUGGUGACGAAUCUUCAAAGUGAUCUUGAGGACAUGCGAGCCUCUCAGCAAAUUUCAGAGACAGAAGCAAGCGACUUAUCUGUUCGCUCAAGAGCAAUGAUUGAUCUGAACUUGAAACUUCAAGCCUCUGCCGCGAAAGCCCAAGUCAAGGCCAUUGACAUUGAAUUGGGACGGAUGGAAGCUGAGGAAUCUGCUCAGCACUUAGCAAUUAUCAAGGAGUAUCUCCCGGCCUAUUUUGACACAGAGCGAAAUCCAGUUCUUGCUCUACUCAAUUUUAAACGGAUAUCCUACAAGGCUUUAAUAAUGGGUAACGCUGUACGAGAAAAGUUAGCCGAACCAUCAGCUUCGACAUCCUUGGAUCCAGAUAGCUUCUUAUCCUAUGACCUAAUAGAGAAACUCACUUGGAUAUCUUUUCUCUGUGAUAGGUUUGUGCGUUUUAUGCAUGGCUGUUCCAGUGAAGAAUUCACCACAUUCGAGGGUGCCCUUCAUGAGUUGGACCCCGUCGAACGAAUCCUGAAUUCUUCUAUUGAUAGUUUAAAAAAGGCUGAGUUAAAUGAAAAAAAAUGUACAGAUGAGCUGCAACGAUCAAUUUCACUUCUUUCCCAUCUUGCAGAGACUCUUAUCCCAGCAAACACGGCAUCUCAUGCAGAUGAUGUUUAUAUGCGAUGUGCCUUAGCACAAACAUAUAUGGACCAUACUGCUUCCUGUUUGUCCCACAUGAGUUCCAUAUUGCAGGUAAACUCUUUUAUCAAAGAGGAAAAUGAUGAAUGGCCGGUAUUAUUUCAAAAAAUAGAUUCACUGACGACUCAGACAAGAAGCCUGAAGGUUGCGACGGGGAAAAUUACCCGAUCUCUGGAUGAUUUGAGAUCAAGUUCUCUGUCUUUGUCGGAUACAUCUGCAGAGAUCUUCGAAAAGAUUGAACAGGUAGGCAAAAGAAUAUCGGAAAUCGCAAGACGAACAGGCGAAAGCACGCUGUUACUAAUCACCGAAGAAGGCCGUUUGGAGCCCGUUUCGUACCGUGAAGUCGUUAUUUCCAUGUCGAAAACAGUUUCAUCUAUUUACAAGUUAUCUGCGACUCAGGCUGAUGCCACUAACGCACUUGCCGUCCUUGAAAACGAGGUUCGAACCUUUGGGGCCUGCAUAGAAGAUGCUAGCUCUGUUUCUUCCGACCUUUCCCAGACUAUCGAGUUUGAACGUCAGCCAGCGCCAUGGACAUUCCGUUCCAAAGAGCUGAAGUCCAACCAAACAGUAUCAGCCGAUACUGAGGAGGAGGUUCGUCGACUAAAGACUGAACUUAGCAAAGCAUCAACUUCCCUUGGCCUCAAGGAUAGGACUUUCGAGGAGCAGUCUAUCAAAAUUGAACUCCUAGAAUCUCGAAUGCGCGAAGCUGGGAAGAAAGCUACAUUGGUUAAAGAGAUGGAGUCAAAGCUUGAAUUAUCCCACUCCAAGGAAUCAGAGUUACUGGAUAUCAUGGAUAGGCAGUCCAAAGAUAUACAAACAGUUGAAAAAGAGCGCGAUGAGUAUCGAAACAAAUUAGAAAAGUUAAAACGGGCUUCUGGUUCAGAUGGAAGCACAGCAGGUGCAGGUGGCAUUGUUCCUGGAAAUGCCAUAGCCUCCCUAGCAGUCAUGCGAGAAAAUGAUGCACUUCGCGAAGAAGUCGCAAAUCUUCAGGCUGCAGUGAGGUUUCUCCGUGAUGACAAUAGACGAGCUCAUCUUCUUGACCCAUACUCGGUGCAAAGGGCGAACCACUUAAAAUCCUGGCUUGAUGUACCUUUGCUUCGCUUGAAAGCUUCAUCUCAGGAAUCACACGCACAUCGCUUGGCAACUUCGGAGAGUCAAGAUGUGUUUACAUACCUCAUCAAGCUGAGCAAAGAAUCUAAAUUUGUUGAUUUGGAAUAUACGCUGCCGCCAGACGGCUUCAGUCGGUUUGCUUGGAGACCCCUCAAGACUACUUCCCGUUACGCUGCCAUCAAGCAACGGGAGCAUUACGAGCAAUGGAAUCAAUGGAAGGAUGAUGUUAUCUUUGAUGCCGCGAUACAAAGCCGAGGACAGAGUAAGAAGCCCAAUCCCAGUUUAGAGCGACGAGCGAGACGCGUUCCGUCCUUAGACCAAAUUCGAAUGCAACAAUCUUUAUCUAGUCACGGCUCCAAGGUUUCCUUGGCUUUUCAAGCGGUAUCAGAAACAGAACAAGCCGAAAGUUUGAAAAAUCCGCCAGCAUAUGGUCUAUCUGGAAGUGUUGAAAUUGCUGAAUCAUGA
Messenger RNA from Ophidiomyces ophidiicola, 4035 nucleotides. RefSeq lists its product as uncharacterized. The transcript has 2 exons. NCBI's taxonomy places the organism in Eukaryota, Fungi, Ascomycota, Eurotiomycetes, Onygenales, Onygenaceae. Gene Ontology annotation, cellular component: microtubule plus-end; nucleus; cytoplasm. Gene Ontology annotation, molecular function: microtubule plus-end binding. The record is from RefSeq and is a predicted model, not a curated record. Gene Ontology annotation, biological process: cytoplasmic microtubule organization. Bases 1 to 4035 code for a protein of 1344 amino acids.